Molecule: messenger RNA, 3310 nt
Organism: Spodoptera exigua (beet armyworm)
Lineage: Eukaryota; Metazoa; Arthropoda; Insecta; Lepidoptera; Noctuidae
Source: the annotation of a GenBank genome assembly
CCUUAAAAUAUCCAAUAGUAAGGUCGCAUUGCCUGGCCCUAGUUCAACGAUUUGAAGCGGCUUACCAGGACCCAUUUUUUGAGUUUCAGAAAAGAACCAUAUCCCUAAAAUCUCACCAAAUAGUUGACUUAUUUCUGGCGACGUUAUAAAAUCACCACCUUGGCCAAUAACCUCUUUUUUCAUGUAAUAUCCUUCGGUAGGGUUUGUAGUAAUAAUAUGCAUGUAUUCAGCUACAGUAAUCGGUCCAUUUAACCUAAUUUUUUCUUUUAUUAUAUCCAUUAUGCUCGGAGCGGUGCCCGGGGCAGGCAUUUUCAAAGUUUUUGGAUCCGGACGUUUGACAAUUUUAAAACUGUUACCUCUGGUUAUUGUUUGUUGUAUCAAUAGCUUAUUACACAUAUUAAAAAUGUGUCGCGAAUUCAUUUUGCAGAAUAUAAUACCAAAUAAAUAUUUACGUACUAAAAUGAAGAGGUUAUUUGUUUUGACAAUAAAAGUCUACUGUCAAACCCAAACCAAAGACACCAAAGACUACAGACUAUUGAAUUGCCAAAAGUGACAUGAAUAUAUUCUGUCAAAAGUAAUUGUCAAAUUCAGAGUUGCAGACAUUUGAUUUUGCAUAUUUCUCAAAAUGCGAUAAAAUUGUGCAAGCAAAGCAAGUGUGUGAUAAGUAAAUAAGAAUUAAGUUUUAAAGGACAAUAAAGUUUUGUAAUUCUAGAGAAUCCGAAUAUAGUGCGACUAUAAGACUUCUUAACAUUGACUUUAAUAGGUACCAGAAAAAGUAAUCGAGAAGGUUAUGUUUUGAUACACCACGUGAAGUUUUACCGAUUUAAUAUUUUAGUUUUAAGUCAAUUAUUGCUUAAUAGUUACGAUUAUAUACAAUAAGUAUGGGGCAAAUGGAUGACGAGUUUUAUUCUGGCGUUAACGACGUCAGAGGUAGCAAAGAACCAGCAGAACGCAAUGGCCGCAUUAUUGUUCGGAAUAUUUCCUUCAAAGCGACGAAGGAAGCGUUAAAGGAGCACUUUUCAAAAUAUGGUACAGUGCAAGAAGUGAAUUUGCUGAAGAAACCUGAUGGAAAGUUGGUUGGAUGUGGGUUUGUACACUUUGCUGAUGUUGCACAAGCUGAGAAAGCUAUUGCUGCUACAAACAGGAAACCAUUCCUGGAGCGCCCAAUACAUGUAGCUUUUGCAGUGUCCAAAAAAGCGUAUGUGCAGAAUAUGGAGAAUAACCCUGCCAGACAGAAGUUCAACAACAGCUCUGAAGAUGAUGGCAAACUAUUCAGUAAAGAAGAAGGAGACAAGUCUACAGAGGAAAAGCAAAAGAAAGAGAGAAUCAACCGUAAUGCUCGGCUUGUAGUCCGAAAUGUAUCCUUCAAGGCGACUGAAGAAACAUUGAAAGAGCAUUUUGCACCUUAUGGCGAUAUACUAGAGGUCAAAUUACUCAAAAAACCAGAUGGAAAAUUAGUAGGAUGUGCAUUUGUUCAUUUCAAAAAUGUACCGAUGGCCAAGAAGGCUUUGUUAAACACAAACAUGAAACCUUUUCUGGGACGUCCCAUAUCUGUGGAUUGGGCGGUGGCCAAGAACAAGUACAUGCAGCAUGUGGUGAGCCAACAGCUGGAGAUGGAAGAAAAGGUGAAGAAAGAAGAAUCUGACAGUGAUGAUGAUGAUGACAAACCACCGCUGAAUGUCACAGCUGAUGACAUUAAGGAUGAGAUCAAGAGUGAAAGUGAAUCAGAAAAGAAUUCUGAUGAGGAAGGCGAUUCUGAUAGUGAUGAUGAUGAUGAUAAAACUGACGUUAAGGGUGAGUCUGAUGAUGAUGAUGAUGAUGACAGUGAUGAACAGGACGACGAUGACGAAGAAGAAGAGGAUGAUGAAGAAGAAGGCGAGGAUGAUGAAGGAUCUCAAGCUGGGGAGAAACAGGAACACCAAAGGAUAAAGUUAAACGAUGCUGAAGACGGAUGCACGGUGUUUAUAACGAAUAUUCCGUUCAGCGUUGACGAUUAUCAGCUGAGACAGUUCGCUGAGAAAAUUGGUCCUGUGAAGUACGCCCUCGUUUGUGUCGACAAAAUGACUGAACAUUCUAAAGGAAGCGGAUUCGUCAAGUUUGCUGAUAAAGAGCACGCGGACGCCUUCCUAGCGUUAUCAGGGGAUCAGUUGAAGUUGGAAGGUCAAACAUUAUCAGUGAAGCCAGCACUCAAGAGGGAAAACCUACAGAAGGGCAAUAAGAAGGAAGCCAAAGACAAUAGGAACCUGUAUCUCGUUAAGGAAGGAGUGGUUGUUGCCGGUACGAAGGCGGCAGUGGGCGUGUCAGCCUCCGACAUGGCCAAGCGGCUGGCUCUAGAGCGGAGCAAGACACAAAUGUUGAAGAAUCUUAACAGGUUCGUAUCCCGGUACCGGUUGGUAGUGUCGAACCUGCCGGCGCAGUACGACGACGCCAAGCUGCGCAAGCUGUGCGUCGGCGCGGGCGACCGACGCGCCGUCGUCACCGAGUGCCGCGUCAUGAGGGACCUGCGCACCCCGCCCGGACCCGACGGCAAGAACCCGUCGAAAGGCUACGGCUUCGUAAUGUUCACAAGACACGAAGACGCUCUCGCCUGUCUGCGGAAACUGAACAACAAUCCCGAUGUAUUUGAUAAAAAUAAUAGGCCUAUCGUCUCCUUCUCGAUAGAAGAUAGAACAGCGUUAAAUGCAAGAAAGAAAAGAUUAGAGAAAUCCAUAGCCAAUAACCCGCUAGCAAACAAAGAUGGCGGUCAAACCACAGACAAGAGAAACAGGAAACGGAAACCAGAAACGUCACCAGACGAAAGUUACGCUAAGAGACGGAAGUUUGGGAAACUAAAUAAGUUUAAUAAAAAUACUAAUCAAGGUGAUGAUAAUAGAAAUCAGCAAUAUUCCCAAAAUCAAGGUUCUAACAAUUUUAAUGGAAAUUAUAAAAAUGAAAGGCAGAAUAGGUUCAAUAAGAAGGGACCCCGACAAAAUGAUGGGCCGGGUCAGUUUGUGAAGAAACCAGGAAAUAAUGACUACGGUGAAUAUACAGGGCUCACAGCUAAGGAAGGAUCCCAACACAAAAUGCGAAGCAACCAUAAAUUAAAAGCUCAGGCAGAAAUCCAUAGACAAACAGUGAAAACAGAGAAGAAGAAGAGUAAGAGAGCUCUAAGACUCAAGAUGGCGGCUAAAGAAAGAAUAAAGUUGCCCAAACAGAAGAUUAAUAAGAAUCCUAAUAAAAAGAGGAAGAAGCAUUUCAAUCAAUCCAAGUUUGACAGAUUUUUGUAAGAGUUUUUAAAAUAAUUUACAUAAAUCUAUAAAGUUAGACAACU